GUCUGCAACCUACACUACAGUUCACGGCAAUGCCAGAUCCUUAACCCACUGAGCAAAGCCAGGGAUCGAACCUCAACCUCAUGGUUCCUAGUCGGAUUCGUUAGCAUGUUUUUAUGCUUUUAGAACAUUGGUACUGGCUUAUACUGGGCACAGAGUGCCUUGUUCUUAUAAGGGGCUCUAAGCUACUAACUUCUUAAUGCCUUAUAAAAACUGGACCCUUUUGCAAUUUGCACUGGAAUGUUAAUUCCAUGAUGAAUAGAAAUCUUUUUUUUUUUUUAAUUAAAAAAGACCUAUUCUACGUUUUAGAGUCAUUUUCAAAGUCUGCAUAAUCUUCCAAAUAAAAUCCCUGUGACAAGUAAGUAGUUCUUAAUGCCUGUUUCAACUCACCAUGAUUUUGGAUUUGAGGAAUAUACAGACUAUAUUGGCAGGAUUAAGGGUCAAUAAAUGGUCAGUUGGACUGUCUUUGUGAAAGUAACACGACUGAAUAAUAAACGCUAAUAAAUGAAUAUGUCAGUUUAUUAGCCUUGGGUCUCCUGGAAAGUAAAGCCAGGUUUAUUGGGAGGAGGAUAAAGGGGAGGGGUCCACAUGGUCUGUAAUGUGUAAGCCUUUUUAUGUUUUAUAGCCUUUUGGUCUAGAGUUACUUGCAUGGCAACACCAUGUAGUAUUUGUAUUCAUGUCUUGGUGAAAGACUUGUUUAGAAUCACAAACUUCACAGCAACUGUCUUUAGGACCUAAGUGGUAAACAUAGUGCUGCUUUUUAAAUUUAAUUUAAUUUAAUUUUAUUUUAUUUCCUUUUUAGGCCACCCACAGCAUAUGGAGUUCUUGGGCCAGGGAUCAGAUCUGACCUGCAGUUACGGUAACCUGUGUGCAGCUGUGGCCACACUGGAUCCCUUUAACACACUGUCCUGGGUUGGGGAUCAAACCUGUGCCCCAGUGCUGCAGAGACACAGCCAAUCCUGUUGUGCCACAGCGGGAACUCCAACACCAUGCUGCUUUUAGUGUAGAACUUUUACACAAAGCACAACUGGCCGUGGAAUUAAAUUCCACCGCAACGUGUAAAAAGAAAGUAUAGUCUCUUUUUGCUCUGCAAAUGGCUGGGGCUUUCUUAAGCUUCCUCUGGAGGAGAAGCUGAAGGAGGAGUGAGGGUAACCAAGUGACCAAGUGGCCGGUGUAGUCAUUUCAGAAGCUCUGCUGUCUCCAGUGGUUGCCUGUUUCCCCACCCUCUGCCCAGGUCCUCAGGAGAGGCCUGCCCUUUGUUCCUGAGGCUUCCAGAGUCACAGAGGUACUGUUCUGCUCACAGGGAGGCAAAGCUGUGGUCUCAGCCGCAGUCUCUUGUCUUGCCGUAGCUCUCCUCUCCAGGGGCAAUGAAAUCCUCAGCCUGGUCUCAGAUGUGGAAGGCAGUGGGGACUUGUCCUAAGGGGUUAAUUAAAUGCACCAGUUUAAUAUUUGGAAAAAUAACAUCCCUGUUAGUCUGUGAGAGCAAUAUCUCAGCAGGGCCAAGGCCGUUGCUCACUCAGGUAUGUACACAGGUCAGGAGAUUUGAGAAACUUACUGUGUGAUAAUUUUAACAUUAAUUUCAAACAGCCACCUCAGCCCCCGAGAGUGGGUUGGGCCUGUUGUGGCAGGUGUUUCAUAUGUGCCCCCCUGUCAGGAGGAUGCCCUGAAGCUGUGCUCAUGCCGAGAAGAUGGUGGUAUGAUUGAUGGGCUGAAUAAGAAAUUCUUAUUCCAGGGGCUAAAAUUGAGUCCUGUGGUUGCCAAGAGCCUCGGCUUCAGAUGCAUUUCUGGGGUUGAUAGGGGAAAAGCACAUCUGGAAAAAAAAAAAAAAAAAAUCCCUAAAUACAACAGUUAGCAUUUAUCUGCAUAAGCCUGGGAGCAGGAAUCAGAGACCUGACAGUGAGAAGGAAAGACCAAGGCAAGUGUCAGAUGCUGUCCUCAGGUAUCAGGUGCUGCCGGUACCUAGAGGGUGGGACUCUGGAGUCUCUUUUGCUCCCUCCCCAUCAACCCUUCUUUCUCCUUUUACUGCCUGAGACCUUGCCACUCAUUUCCUUGGUUGGCCACUUUGGUCUCUUUUUACUCUGAAAUCCUUCAGCAUCAACUAUUUGUCAGAUGAUCGUACAGUUAUUUAUGUAUUGACAGGUGAGGGCCCUUCCUUAGCUUUGGGGGUAUUGUUCCUCCCUCCUCACAGGGGCUGGUGGGAUCUUCAUCUCUCUCCAGACUCCUCUCUGUGCCCCACCACCCUUCCCUUAAGUUCUUCAGAGAGGGGCAGACUCUGUCAGUCUCCCUCGGCCAUCUGUUUGCUUCCACCACGUCAGAUACCUGUACAGACCUACCUGCAGCAGCCAGUCCUCACCUGUCUUGGCCAUUGGAUCCUACUUUCAGCUAAGGCUGCUCGCUUCCCAUCUGUGGGUGCCUACCUGCCUCACCUGCCCUGUAAACCAUGCAAGUUUGCUUCCUUCUGGCCAUGCCUUUCAGUUCUAAGCAUCUUAUGUCUCAUUUAAUUCUCACACUAACCCUAUAGACUAGGUAGACUUCUCAGCCCUGUUUUCUAGACCAAUAUCUGAGGCAUCCAAAGGCUGAGUGACUUGCUCAAGACUCCAGAGCUUGAGCAAGUCACCAGGCCAUCUGGCUUCUGAACCUGUGUUUUUCACCACCAAGCGAGUUAACGUCUGCUGAGGGCACAGGAGAGGACUGAAUUAGUGCGUAGCCCAUACUCUCUGCAGAAUAAACCUGCCUCCACUUGGGACCAUGUCUGCUGGGUAUUUCUGUGGUCCUAAUCCCAUUGCUCAGGGCAUCCAACGCACACAGGAUGAAGGUGCCCAUGUCUGUGUCUUCAUGCUGACCUGUCUUGGAGUGUCAGACCUGUGUAGCCACUUGCCUCUGGCCAUAUUUCCCCAUCAGUUUCUUUGACACCUCAAAGUCAGGUGCUCAAAACUGAGCUCGAAGCUGGGAAACCUCAAUAAGAUCAGUGGUUUGUGUCCCUGUCAAUGGGAUUGUCUUAGAGUUUUGCAGGAUGUUAACAUUCCCAAAAAGUAGGUAAAGGGCAUGUGGGGUCUCUUGUAUAUUAUUUCUUACAACUGCAUGUGAAUCUAUGAUUAUCUCCAAAUGAAGUUUAAUUAAAACAAUAAGUUAAUAAAAACACAGUGAAUUUGGCCCCUUCACUCCCCCCUCCCCCCUUGCCCUCCAUGCUACGUUUCAUUUGAUGGCACCAUGACCUGCUCAGCUACUCUUACACCCCUGGGAAAUCUAGAAGCUGCCUGUUCUCUCGUUUUCUCUCCAUUAUCUGGGGAGCUGGUUACAAUUCUUACCAGCCUCUCUUUUGUCCUUUCCUUAGUCACCUCCCCACUGGACUUUGCAGCCUCCUUUCAAUUUGUCUCCCCCAGCCUUCUGAGAGAUAGUCUUAAUUUGUUUGUCAUUCCUUUGCUUGAAAUCCUUCAGUGGCUUUGAAUCAUCUGUGGCAAAACUCCAUAGGUUGUCACUGCCAGGGCUACUGGUUAUAAUAAAUGCAGAUUCUGGACCCGAUUUCAGACUUGCAGGGUGGAAAUCUCCAAGUUGAAGCUGGAUCUGCCGUGUUUAACCAGCGCCCUCUGGUGAUCCUUCUGUGCACUCGCAUUUGAGGACCUCUGGUCUGGGCCACCUACCAGAGAGUGGACACAGAUAUCUACCAGGUAUCUUCGAGAGCAGCUGGCUAAGAUUUCCGACUUUUACCACAUGGCUUCCAGCACAGGCGAUGGCCCUGUCCCCGUGCCGCCAGAUGUGGAACAAGCUAUGCGGCAGUGGGAGUACAACGAGAAGUUGGCAUUUCACAUGUUUCAGGAAGGAAUGCUAGAAAAACACGAAUAUUUGACAUGGAUCUUGGACGUGUUAGAAAAGAUCAGACCAAUGGAUGAUGAUCUUCUUAAACUCUUAUUACCACUAAUGCUGCAGUAUUCAGAUGAGUUUGUCCAGUCGGCUUACCUGUCCCGGCGUCUCGCCUACUUCUGUGCCCGGCGUCUUGCCUUGCUGCUGAGCGACAGCCCCGGCCUCCUCGCUGCCCACUCGCCCCACGUGAUGAUAGGACCAAACAACGCAAGCAUCGGGGCCCCCAGCCCCGGCCCCCCCGGCCCCGGCAUGAGCCCCGUGCAGCUGGCCUUCUCUGACUUUCUUUCCUGUGCACAGCACGGCCCCUUGGUUUAUGGACUCAGUUGUAUGUUGCAGACUGUUACUCUCUGUUGCCCAAGUGCCUUGGUGUGGAAUUAUUCCACAAACGACAAUAAGAGCGCGAACCCAGGCUCGCCUUUGGAUCUGCUGCAAGUAGCCCCCUCCAGCCUCCCCAUGCCAGGCGGGAACACGGCUUUCAACCAGCAGGUUCGAGCAAGGAUUUAUGAGGUAGAACAGCAGAUAAAACAAAGAGGCCGUGCAGUCGAAGUUCGGUGGUCUUUUGACAAGUGCCAAGAGUCAACAGCAGGGGUGACCAUUAGUCGGGUUUUGCACACGUUGGAGGUGUUGGAUCGACACUGUUUUGACCGAACUGAUUCCAGCAAUUCAAUGGAAACACUUUAUCAUAAGAUUUUCUGGGCAAACCAAAACAAAGAUAAUCAAGAGGUUGCCCCCAACGAUGAAGCUGUGGUGACACUUCUGUGUGAAUGGGCUGUGAGCUGUAAACGGUCAGGCAAGCACCGGGCGAUGGCUGUGGCAAAACUUUUGGAGAAGAGGCAAGCGGAGAUCGAGGCAGAGAGAUGUGGUGAAUCAGAGGUCUUAGAUGAGAAGGAGUCCAUUUCUUCAGCCUCUCUUGCUGGAUCUAGCUUGCCUGUUUUCCAGAAUGUUCUGCUAAGGUUUUUAGAUACACAGGCUCCCUCAUUGUCGGAUCCCAACAGUGAGUGUGAGAAGGUGGAAUUUGUGAAUCUGGUGCUGCUUUUCUGUGAGUUUAUCCGACACGACGUCUUCUCCCAUGAUGCAUACAUGUGCACCCUCAUCUCCCGGGGAGACCUGUCUGUCACCGCCUCUACCCGGCCACGGUCACCAGCAGGAGAAAAUGCAGAUGAAAACUAUCCAAAGGACCAUGAUGUGAAAAUGGAGGAACAGACUCUUAUGGCGCAUAUGGGGAUUGACUCAGGAACUACUAAUAUUUUUGAUGAAGUAGACAAGAGUGACUUUAAAACUGACUUUGGUUCGGAAUUUCCAAUUUUUUCUCCCAUGCCUGGAGAGUCCUGUGAGAAUGCCAACCCUUCCUUGGGCAGAAGAAUGUCAGUUAACGGUGAGAAGCUAUUGAAGAGAGAAAAACCACGGGAGUUAAUUUUUCCAUCUAAUUAUGACCUCCUACGACACCUGCAGUAUGCAACCCAUUUCCCCAUACCUCUGGAUGAAUCUUCAAGUCAUGAAUGUAACCAGCGCACAAUCCUUCUUUAUGGAGUGGGCAAAGAGCGUGACGAAGCCAGGCAUCAGCUGAAGAAGAUUACCAAAGAUAUUUUGAAAAUCCUAAAUAAGAAGAGCACCACAGAGCCAGGGGUUGGAGAUGAAGGACAAAAAGCCCGUAAGAAUAAACAGGAAGCAUUUCCAACUCUGGAGACAGUGUUCACUAAACUUCAACUCCUUUCAUAUUUUGAUCAACAUCAAGUGACAUCUCAGAUCUCCAACAAUGUGCUGGAACAGAUCACAAGCUUUGCAUCAGGAACAUCCUAUCAUCUCCCACUGGCUCACCAUAUUCAGCUCAUCUUUGAUCUCAUGGAACCAGCACUGAAUAUAAAUGGACUAAUUGACUUUGCAAUACAGCUCCUAAAUGAACUGAGCGUUGUGGAAGCCGAACUGCUCCUGAAAUCCUCCAGCCUGGCAGGAAGUUAUACAACAGGACUGUGUGUCUGCAUCGUGGCUGUUCUCAGGCGAUACCACAGUUGUCUGAUCCUGAAUCCUGAGCAGACAGCCCAGGUGUUUGAAGGAUUGUGUGGUGUGGUAAAACAUGUUGUGAACCCCUCAGAAUGUUCUUCCCCUGAAAGAUGUAUCUUAGCCUACCUCUAUGAUCUCUACGUGUCGUGUAGCCACCUCAGAAGUAAAUUUGGAGACCUCUUCAGUAGUGCCUGUUCAAAAGUAAAGCAAACCAUAUAUAAUAAUGUGAUUCCUGCAAAUUCUAACUUGCGAUGGGAUCCAGACUUCAUGAUGGAUUUUAUUGAGAAUCCCUCAGCCCGUACCAUCAACUACUCAAUGCUGGGCAAGAUCCUUAGUGACAACGCAGCCAAUCGCUACAGCUUUGUCUGCAACACGCUCAUGAAUGUAUGUAUGGGCCAUCAGGAUGCUGGAAGGAUUAAUGACAUAGCCAAUUUCUCCUCCGAGCUGACAGCCUGCUGCACUGUUCUCAGUUCAGAAUGGCUGGGAGUCCUGAAGGCUCUUUGCUGUUCUUCAAAUCACGUGUGGGGGUUUAAUGACGUACUUUGCACUGUAGAUGUGAGUGACCUUUCAUUCCAUGAUUCAUUAGCUACUUUCAUUGCUAUUCUGAUAGCACGACAGUGUUUCUCCCUGGAGGACGUCGUGCAGCACGUCGCACUUCCCUCUCUCCUAGCUGCAGCUUGUGGAGAUGCCGAUGCGGAGCCUGGGGCAAGAAUGACAUGCCGACUCCUGCUUCAUCUCUUCCGAGCUCCCCAGGCCUGCCUAUUACCUCAAGCAACUGGCAAACCUUUCCCCGGAAUAAGAUCAUCCUGCGAUAGACACCUCUUGGCCGCUGCUCACAACAGCAUUGAAGUGGGAGCCGUGUUUGCUGUCUUAAAAGCAAUUAUGAUGCUUGGAGAUGCCAAAAUUGGCAAUAGCAAUGUCAACUCUUUAAAGAACGAUGACUUCACCAUGAGGGGUUUACGGCGUGAUGGGAAUGCCGAUGAUAUCUGGACUGCCUCCCAAAAUCCAAAAUCCUGUGGGAAAAGCAUUUCCAUAGAAACUGCCAAUUUAAGAGAAUAUGCUAGAUAUGUGCUGAGAACUAUCUGCCAACAGGAAUGGGUAGGAGAACAUUGCUUGAAAGAGCCUGAAAGAUUAUGCACAGACAAGGAACUUAUCUUGGACCCUGUGCUUUCAAAUAUGCAAGCACAGAAAUUAUUGCAGCUUAUCUGUUAUCCUCAUGGCAUUAAAGAAUGUACUGAGGGGGACAACCUACAGAGACAGCAUAUUAAACGCAUUCUUCAGAAUCUUGAGCAGUGGACACUGAGGCAGUCCUGGCUGGAACUUCAGUUGAUGAUCAAACAGUGCUUGAAGGACCCUGGCUCUGGUUCAGUGGCUGAAAUGAACAACCUGCUAGACAAUAUUGCCAAGGCAACGAUAGAGGUAUUCCAGCAGUCGGCCGACCUGAACAAUAACUCCUCUAAUUCGGGCAUGGGCCUCUUCAACCCAAACGGGAUCGGAAGUGCUGAUGCAAGCAGCACAAGACAGAAUGGAAUAAAGACAUUUCUAAGUUCCUCUGAACGCAGGGGUGUAUGGCUGGUGGCCCCCCUAAUUGCCAGGCUGCCAACUUCUGUGCAGGGAAGAGUGUUGAAAGCUGCUGGGGAGGAGCUGGAGAAGGGACAGCACUUGGGUUCUUCUUCCAAAAAGGAGAGAGACAGACAAAAACAGAAAAGUAUGUCUCUUUUGAGUCAACAACCAUUCCUCUCACUGGUCCUUACCUGCCUGAAGGGACAGGAUGAACAACGAGAAGGCCUCCUAACAUCGCUGCAGAAUCAAGUUAACCAGAUUUUAAGUAAUUGGAGAGAAGAACGAUACCAAGAUGACAUAAAAGCACGGCAGAUGAUGCAUGAGGCAUUGCAGCUCCGCCUGAAUUUGGUGGGAGGAAUGUUUGACACAGUGCAGAGGAGCACCCAGUGGACAACAGACUGGGCCCUCCUCCUCCUUCAGAUCAUUACUUCUGGAACCGUCGACAUGCACACUAACAAUGAAUUAUUCACAACAGUUCUUGAUAUGCUGGGUGUUUUAAUCAAUGGAACACUGGCCUCUGACCUAUCAAAUGCAUCCCCAGGGGGAUCUGAAGAAAACAAACGUGCAUACAUGAACUUAGUAAAGAAACUGAAAAAAGAACUGGGAGACAAGCGGUCAGAAAGUAUUGACAAAGUUCGACAGUUGCUGCCUUUGCCAAAACAGACAUGUGAUGUUAUCACUUGUGAACCUAUGGGUUCCUUGAUUGACACGAAGGGAAACAAAAUUGCUGGAUUUGACUCUAUAGAUAAAAAACAGGGUCUCCAGGUCUCUACGAAACAGAAGGUGUCCCCGUGGGAUUUGUUUGAGGGUCAGAAGAACCCAGCCCCUCUGUCCUGGGCCUGGUUUGGAACUGUCCGCAUGGACCGGAAGGUGGUCAAGUACGAGGAGCAGCAUCACCUCCUUCUGUAUCACACGCACCCCAUGCCCAAGCCCCGAAGUUACUACCUCGAGCCGCUGCCCCUGCCUCCCGAGGAGGAAGAAGAAGAGCCCACAUCUCCCAUCUCUCAGGAACCAGAGAGGAAAUCAGCUGAGCUAUCAGAUCAGGGAAAAACCGCAACAGAUGAAGAGAAGAAGACAAAAGGAAGGAAGCGCAAGACGAAAUCCAGCUCCAGAGUUGAUGAGUAUCCACAGAGCGGCAUAUACCGAGUGCCUCCCAAUUACUCACCUAUUUCCUCCCAGAUGAUGCAUCACCCGCAGUCCGCCUUGUGGGGCUAUAACCUCAUGGGUCAGCCCCAGCAGCCUGGCUUUUUCCUUCAGAACCAAUCUCUUCCUCCAGGUGGCUCCCGACUGGACCCCACGGGCUCCUUUGUCCCCACCAACACCAAGCAAGCUCUGUCCAACAUGCUACAACGGCGCUCCGGGGCUAUGAUGCAGCCGCCCUCCCUUCACGCCAUCACGUCCCAGCAGCAGUUGAUACAGAUGAAGCUUCUGCAACAGCAGCAGCAACAGCGGCUUCUCAGGCAAGCCCAGACACGACCUUUCCAACAGGACUUCUGUAACUCUGCUGUCUCCCUUCUGGAAGACUUUGACAACAUAAUGGGCCAGCCGGGGGACCAGGCUGCUCUCUUUGCUGCUCAAGCACGGCCCUCCCCUCAGCUCCCCCAGUAUCCAGGGCUGCAGCAAGCACAGACCAUGCCCCAGGGCUAUACGAUGUACGGAACCCAGAUGCCUUUGCAGCAGACCCCUCAGCAGCAGGCUGGCAGCGUGGUCCUGUCUCCUACCUAUAAUUCCAGAACCUAUCCGGCUGCACAUUCCAACCCAGCACUAAUGGAAAGACUCAGACAGAUGCAGCCGCCGCCGAGUGGCUAUGCGCAGCAGCAGGCAUCGCCAUACUUGCAGCCCUUGACUGGCUCUCAGAGACUGAAUCAUCAGUCAUUGCAGCAGAGCCCUCUGGUGGGGGGAGGAAUCGAUGCAGUGCUGACAUCUGCACAUCCAAACCUUCCCUCGGUACCCUUGCCCCAGGACCCAAUGCGGUCCAGACAGCCACAGGUUCGACAGCAGCAGCGACUCCUCCAGAUGCAGCAGCCCCAGCAGACCCCCCAGCCUCAGCAGCCCCCUCAGCCCCAACAGUCCUCGCAGCCCCAGAAUCAGACCCUUGGCCUCCAAGCGAUGCAGCCCCAGCAGCCUUUGUUUCCCAGGCAAGGCUUGCAGCAGACCCAGCAGCAGCAGCAGACGGCCGCCCUGGUGCGGCAGCUCCAGAAGCAGCUUUCUAGUAACCAGCCACAGCAAGGAGUGACUCCCUAUGGGCAUCCUUCACACUUCUGAAUCUGGAAGAGGACAAGACUUGUUCUUAUGAAGCUUUUUGUUUGCACUGGAAAAUAGAAAAUCAAAUUGAAUGCAGUAGUCAUCUUUAGACAUGUCCCUUUAUUCUUUCAUUUAUUUGAAGUUUUCCCAUAUUUUACGCUACGUUGCAUACAAAGGUGUUUAAACAAAAAGUAAAGGAAAAGGUGCAGUUUGGUUUGGUUUCAUUCAGCUUUAACAUAGGUUUAAAAAUGUGGAUCAUGUGGGCCUACUCCAGGAAGAGUUUGGUAGCAGAUCUUUUGAAAUUGGUGCUUUUUUUUGAAUCUCAUAGAAAGAAUGAAUUGUGGUGGAUUUAAAAUAUUUAUGUAUUCAUUCAUGAUGAAGAUUUUUGUUUGUUUGUUUUUUGCAAACUGUGCCGGACCAAAACUACUGAUUUGAGAGGCACGUCAGAUCGUGACAGGACAGUGACCCAUUCAUUCUGCAUUUACCUUUGGUGAUGAAAUGGACAUUUAUUUGCAUUGCUCUAAUUUGACAUGUUUGUAAUUUCAUAAGCACUUUAUAAACUUUGUUCUUAUUUAUGUAGGAUUUUUCUUUGCUUCUGUUGUGGUCAAAAGGUGCUGAAACAGAUUGUUGCUUAGUACUUAAACUUCCUAGACCAAGAACUUCAACUAAGGCUUCGGUGAGAGCCACCCUAAGGUAUGUGGAAGCCUGUUAGAAGUAGCUGUACUGAAUUUGUUUUCAGUGGAGAGCUCAUUGACCAGAGUCUCUGUGAAGGUACAACAUGUAAAUUCUAAAGGCCUGAACGACCCACAGUGGAAUUGUUCCAAUUAUUUAUUGUCAGUUUUGGUAAAAUGACCUUGUCCAGUUCUGGUUCUCCUGAACCUUAUGCCAACUUGAGAAAAAAAUCUUGCAGCUGGCCUGAGAUUCCACAGUGCUCAAACUUGACAUGGUUUCCAGAGAAUCUGGCCCCCAUGUCCAGAUGGCUCUGGUUUUCAUAAGAGAUGUAUUUGCUGUUUAUUUUGUAUGGUAAGUAUUUGCUAUUUUGAAUUUAAUUAUUAAUGUUGGUGUCUGUCUUGGUUGUGUAUUGCAUAUACUGUAUUUAUAAAUUGGUGCAAAAAGCACAAGUAAAGUAAAUUAUACAUCAAAUUUAUUAUAAAGAAAUAGUAACUAUUUUAACUUUGUUCAAGUAUGUGGUAAUUUGCUCCUAUUAGAGUAAAAAAUACAGUAAAUUAUUAUCAGUUUGUGUAACUUAAGAGUAUUCCAUAUAAUAUUUUUUUAGAUUUAGAGGCAUACAAUUUUGAAUGUGAAAAUUGCAGGGCAUUUUAAAACAUGUGGGGGAUAUUUUCCCAUGUUCUGUGUUAAUACCUUUUCUUUUGCCACAUGAAUUUACACGUAAUGUAGUCGAGCAUACUGUGAAUAGACCUGUCUAUAAUUAGCAAACCAUGUAGAACUACUUUUUUUAAAUGUAGCUGGUACAACUUUAGUAGAUCAUUUCCUUUGCAAAUCAUUAUAUAAAUAAUUUAUAUCUUCCUAGGUGAGUUACUCAUUGCAAAGUUUGACUCAUGCAAACGACCUCAAAUACAUGUCCGCUUACUUUGCUGUGGCAGCACCCAUGUGAACUGCUUUGUACACUGUGAAACGAUUUCACUCCAGCCCACUCAUUUUGUGUUUACUCUGGGCUGGAAGAGACUUUGCCAAAACAUUAAAGACCAUUCUUUUCACUAAAUUAACAUAUUCUAUCUGCUUUCAGAAGAUGAGUCUUGACAUUUCAGCUGGUUUUGUAUAUCAGGUUGUUUUUGUUUUUGCUUUUUCCCCUCUUGAGAAUCAUACUUAAGAGUUCAUCAAGUUAUUUUUUUCUUCAGAGUAAUAUAUAAAGACUGCCUUGGCAAAACAACCGAAAUGUGAAGGUUGUGCCUAGUGAGUGAGAGUUGUGUUCUGUCCUGAUUGCUGUUUUCCUUUCAAAAAUUGCUGGUAUUUAAAAUGCCACUUUUUAGUUUGAACCAUAGAUAUCUGUUGCUCAAGAUUGCAAACAGCAGUAAUACUGUUUCACAAGUGAGUGUUAAAAUUGCAUAGCAUCUGUAUGCACUUUAUAUUUUGCAGAAGGUAGUGAAACUAAUUUAUUAAUCAUUUUGCACAUGAAAGCUCUGGGGGGUAUGUACCUUUUUGUUGCUGUCUCUUUUUUUUAGGUGGGGAAGCUAAGAUGUGAUAAGGUCCUAUCAUUUGAAGAUUUUGCAGAGAGUUGAGAAAAAAACCUAGAACUGGUUUUCCCCUGUGUGUUGUACAGAGAGAAACUGGAAUUUUCAAUCUUGUCUGAUCAUAUUUCCUCCCACUUAAUCCUCUCUCCAGAGAGGCUUUUUUUUUGUUUUUUGUUUUUUUAAUGCAUUAAUUUGCAUUAAAAUGAUCACAGGGGAAACCCAUCCUUUGGCAAAACCUGGUAAUUUGCUGGGUAAGAAUAGAAAAGAAAUUAUUUUUAGGAUAAGAUGAAAAUUCCAGUUCUCUGUAAAGUCUCCGUAAAAGAAUAGAAUUGGGCAUAAGAAGCCCUUAGCUAUACCUGUUUAUGCUUUAGAUAUCUCCCUAGUAGGAUUACAUUUGUCCUCUUAUUUAUUCCUCUUGGCCCAGAAGUAGAAUGAGAUCACUGUUAGAUUGAGUAUCCUCUGACCUCACGUGGCCACAGGAUACUAACAUCAGAGAAAGUAGCAAUCAAGUCACCUCAGGUGGGACACGCUGAAAGUUGGCGUGAUGGACACAGAAUGAAGUGGGUCUCAUCCCCCCACCAUCUGUCUCAAAUGAUUGACAGGGGCUAACAUAGCUCUUGGUUUUGUGUACUGAGAUAUCUGAGCAAAAUCUAUGGCAUUCUCUCCUUUUUCAUUUAUUAAGGCUCCUAUAAUUCUUGAUUAUAGGCAAAUAUUUGAACAGAUGCUGGAGAAAUUACACUGGAAAAUCCUAGCUUCUAGAAUUAGAAAAGAUGAAUCAUAAUGUCCCCCAAAUUCAUUUACGUUGAAUUAAUAAGCAUGUAGUAUAAAUUCAGUGAUUUACAAAAUGCAACACUAUGUAGGGAUGGUCAAAUUUUAAGUGCACUGAAACUCCACUAUAUAUGUAUUCAAUCUAGAUUUUUCCAAAUAUUUCCCCAUCACAUAAAAGGUUAUCACGUAAUGGAAUAAAUGCUCAUAAAGCAAUGAUUUCUCCUUAGAAAAUUUUCCUUAUAAACAGUUCCAGACCAGGGGUGCCUGAGCUAGAUUUUGAAGCUAUCAAGAAAUUUCAUUGUCUUUUAAAAUCCUUUUUAAUGGGUUUAUUUGGGCAAAGAUGUAAUCAACUCCCUUUUCACGUUUUAUGAUGUGCAAGUGUUAAGUUGCUGUUUACAUGUGGAAAAGUCAGCCUGUGUUUAUUUUUAAAUGCAGUUAUUAAAACAUUUUUUGUAUUCUCCAUCAAUGAAAAUUUUCAGUGUGCACAAAAUGGUGAAUCAAAACAAUUCAAUGCUUAUUUUCUGCAUAAAAUAUAUUUAUAAACCAACCACAAUAUUUAUACAUCAAGAUGGCAAAUUUACAUCAAGACUGCAAAUUUGUUUCCAUUGUGUCUUUCCUCAGUGCCAUGCUUGUGACAUUGAUAGAUGAUGGACUCUAGGCAAAUGGUAGUGAAAGGAAAAAAAAAAGUCCAUUCUUUAAUAAUGAAUUCAGGUCAUUAGCCAUUUGUUAUUUUAUGGUGGACAGUUUUCUCAAUGUUCAUUGUUACUUGUUGGCAAAAUAAAAGUGCCUUAAGUUAAAAGUUUGUUUUGAGAUCCAUUAAAAAAAAAAAAAAUCAGUUCAUAAUGCAUUAUUUACAAGUCCUUUUUUUUGCAUGUCUAUUAUAAAUUUAAUAUUGUAAAUGUAUUCAAAUUCAUUUACAUGCCUAUGGCUGCCUUUGAUUAAACUUCUUCCAAAAAAUAAA
This is a messenger RNA of Sus scrofa (pig), 13587 nucleotides long. The record is from RefSeq and is a predicted model, not a curated record. Lineage: Eukaryota; Metazoa; Chordata; Mammalia; Artiodactyla; Suidae.